GUAUUCUGAAGCCCUCGGCUGUUGCUGAUCCUGUUGCAGCUAACUUAGCUGAAGAGCGGAGACAGUUGGCAGUUUUGUUCGAUCCGACGUGAUCGGCCUGAGCGCUACGAGGGAUUCCACUAUCUCUAUCUACCGCUGCAGGAUUAAUUUAAUUUUGGUUUUGAAAUGCGACUCAGCGGAUUCUAAAUGCCGUCGUCUGGUUUCAGGAAGUUCUUCAUGAAGAGUGAGGCAGCAGGUGUACCUUCUGCCGUGGCUACUACGGUGCUCUUGGUUUUGGUUGGAUUGAUCUUCAUGUGGAGGUCACAAGGGUGUGAAUUUCAAGAGAAGUGUACUUGAAAGGUUACUAGGAAGUGACCACCAGAACUUUGAAGAUCGCGAGUACGGUCACAGUGUUGACCAUGUCUCGAAUUAGGGUUAGAAUUGCUGGCCACGUUUGAAGCGGAUACCUGUAGAAGAGCCAUUUCCAUUACAGUUGGUAGCUCUCUACCGUGCGAAAAUGCAGUUUUCGAUGCCGAAAGGGCCUCUUGUAUGUGGAGUGCGACAACUGUGGCCCAACAUCAAUCAGUUGACGAGUAACACCGAAUGGCGUAGACUAGUGGCGCUGCGAAGUGCUAACCCUAGAUACUCACGGAGAAAGAUUUUCGGAUAUUUUAAUUCAAACAAUUUAUUGGGAAGCAGGAAGCAUACGCGUAGAAUUGGUGAUGAUGUCCGAUUCAGGGAGUGGAGUCUGGGAGCAUUAGAUGGUUCACAAAUAUCCAGGAAUGGUGAUGUGUCUGGUCGGCGCAGGAUUACUGUCCCAGCGAUAGUUGAUGAACUCGAGGAACUGAAGAGCGACCCGGUUGAUGCAAUUCUUGUGCUAGCAGGAGGGCAAUUGCCGGGUGGAGGUGUUCCAGUCUGGGUGGAGAGACGACUUGACAAAGCUCUUCAAUUGCAGAAAUUGAGUGGUCACGAGUGUUGUAUCGUCUGCUUGGGGAAUGGCACGCCUCAUCGACCACCUCUCCUCACCUCCGAGGGUUUUGUGAUUCAUGAAAGUACGUCAUGUGCAGAGUAUCUUAUCAGUAAAGGCGCGCCUGUACGUGUUCUGAUCAAAGAAUGUAGUUCAUAUGACACUAUAGGGAAUGGUUUCUUCGCUCUGACCCAACACGCAAUUCCCCAAAGGUGGAAGAAAAUGGCGAUAGUCACAUCAGCUUUUCACAUGCCGAGGUCCCAAGCUAUUUUUGAGUGGGUUUUUGGGUUGCAAGGAGCAGGAACUUCGCUUCAGGACGGGAAUGAGCCCACAAACGGGUCGUUAGUACCGCCUGCUGGCUCUCGAAGCCAAGGGUUCAUUUUGCAAUACCACAGUGUGUCGGAUGAUGGCAUUGAUAGGUCAAUCAUUGAGGCUCGAAUCGCUAAGGAAAGGAGGGCACUGGAGAGUUUGAAGAUUGUCUCCGCUGGUAUCAACACGCUCAGCGACUUCCAUGUAUGGUUCCACAGCCAGCAUUCUUGCUACAAUGUGCGAGAUCAGGGGUUGUUUGGGAAGCAAACGCUGAAUGAUCCUGCUCUUCGGUCAUAUUAAAAACCAUUACUUGUUAAUUUUUGUUACCUCCAUUGUAAGCGAAUGAGGAGAAAACUAAGCUUCCGCGAGGAAGGACAACUUGGUUACACAGCUGUUCAUGCAUGAUGUUGGGGCUAUCGAUGACAAACUGGACUGAACCUUUGAAAAUCCUCAUUCAAGGCCAUUUUGAUUUCA
Messenger RNA from Physcomitrium patens, 1729 nucleotides. Lineage: Eukaryota; Viridiplantae; Streptophyta; Bryopsida; Funariales; Funariaceae. The record is from RefSeq and is a predicted model, not a curated record.